UAACACUACAAAGAAAGAUAGCCCGAAAUGGAAUGCGUUAUUCGAAACAACGUGAAAGUGAAAUCUCCACUCUCCAUUUUUCUUUAGUGUCUUCAUCUUCUUCUUGUGCUAUAUAUUCCCAUUUUUGGACCAGACCCUUUGAUGUGUAUUUAUUAUUAUAAGAAUUACUUCUUGAAGGCGGGGGUGGUAGCGUGCUAGCUACUUGUUCCUCAAAAGGAGAGGAAUCAUUCUGUUCACUUUGUUAAGCGGAAAAAUUUUCCAAACAUUUGUUAAUUCAAUUGCUCAGCAUUUUUUUUUUUGAAGAUUGAGAGGUCAAUAUAGCAUUGGAGAUAAGGAAAGAAGCUGGUUAAUAGUAAGUAUAAAUGGCAACGCUCGCAGAUAUAACGGUUUCCGGAGCUAUAAAUGUACUGAGUGCAUUCAUUUUCUUAUUGGCGUUUGCAAUUUUGAGGCUGCAACCUCUCAAUGAUAGAGUUUACUUUCCAAAAUGGUAUCUGAAGGGCGUAAGAGGCAGUCCCUUGCGCUCUGGGGCGCUUGUUCGUAGGGUUGUGAAUUUAGACUUCAGGUCAUAUAUCCGGUUUUUAAAUUGGAUGCCGGAAGCGCUUAAAAUGCCGGAGCCCGAGCUUGUUGAUCAUGCAGGAUUGGAUUAUGCUGUUUACUUGCGCAUUUACUUGAUGGGACUUAAGAUUUUUGUACCUUUAACAUUCCUUGCUUUGGCUAUCCUGGUGCCAGUCAAUUACACCAAUAAUGCUCUAGAGGCAGUCAAGAUGGUGGCCAACGUGACUGCUAGUGACAUUGACAAGCUUUCAAUUUCGAAUAUACCACUUAAAUCACAAAGAUUUUGGACGCAUAUAGUGAUGGCUUAUGCCUUUACUUUCUGGACAUGCUAUGUGUUGCUUAGGGAGUAUGAGAUAGUUGCUUCGAUGAGGUUGCAAUUUCUUUCCUUGGAAAGACGUCGUCUAGAUCAAUUCACAGUCCUUGUUAGGAAUGUACCUCCUGAUCCAGAUGAAACUGUCAGUGAGCUCUUGGAGCACUUUUUUCUAGUGAAUCACCCAGAUCAUUACCUCACUCAUCAGGUGGUGUGCAAUGCCAACAAACUAGCCAGCUUGGUCAAGAAGAAGAAAAAAAGGCAGAACUGGCUUGACUACUACCAACUCAAGUACUCCAGGACUCAAUCGCGGAGGCCUCAGAUGAAGACUGGUUUCCUUGGGCAUUUUGGGGGAAAAGUGGAUGCAAUCGAUCAUCACAUAUCAGAGAUUGAGGAACUGUCACAAGAAAUAGAAGAAGAGAGGACAAGGGUUUUAAAGGAUCCAAAGUCUAUCAUGCCAGCAGCAUUUGUUUCAUUCAAGACUCGAUGGGGUGCAGCUGUGUGUGCACAAACUCAACAAUCAAGAAAUCCAACUUUGUGGUUAACAGAGUGGGCUCCGGAGCCACGAGAUAUAUAUUGGAAAAACUUAGCCAUUCCGUACAUGUCACUCAAAGUUAGGAGGCUGAUAAUUGGAGUUGCAUUCCUUUUACUUACCUUCUUUUUCAUAAUACCUAUUGCAUCUGUACAAGCUCUAGCAAGUAUUGAGGGAAUAGAAAAAAGAGCCCCUUUUCUGAAGUCUGUUAUCGAAAUAAAAUUUAUCAAAUCUGUUAUCCAAGGUUUUCUUCCUGGCAUUGUGUUGAAGCUCUUCCUUAUCUUCCUACCAACAAUAUUGAUGAUCAUGUCUAAAUUUGAAGGCUUCAUAUCUCUAUCAUCUUUGGAAAGGAGAUCAGCAACGAGAAAUUCUAUUUUCCUCAUUAUCAAUGUAUUCCUUGGGAGCAUACUCACUGGAGCUGCAUUUGAACAGCUAAAUUCUUUUAUUAAGCAGUCUGCUAACGAAAUUCCUAAAACAAUUGGUGUAGCUGUUCCAAUGAAAGCAACUUUCUUUAUAACCUAUAUAAUGGUUGAUGGAUGGGCUGGGAUUGCUGGGGAAGUGUUAAUGUUGAAACCACUGAUAUUCUACCACUUGAAAAAUUUCCUUUUGGUGAAGACUGAAAAGGACAGGGAAGAGGCAAUGGAUCCUGGAAGUCUCGGUUUUAACACCGGUGAACCCCGUAUACAAUUAUAUUUUCUGCUAGGGCUUGUAUAUGCCACAGUGACACCAGUUCUCCUUCCAUUCAUAAUUAUUUUCUUUGCCUUCGCCUUUGCAGUGUUCCGUCAUCAGAUCAUAAAUGUUUACAACCAAGAGUAUGAAAGUGGUGCAGCAUUCUGGCCUGAUGUCCAUGGGCGUGUUAUUACUGCACUAGUAAUCUCGCAGCUGGCUCUGAUGGGACUGAUGAGUACAAAAGAAGCUGCACAGUCAACACCAUUCCUCAUUGCUCUCCCUGUCCUCACUAUAUGGUUUCAUAUGUUCUGCAAUGGACGCCACAAAUCUGCAUUUGUCAAAUAUCCAUUACAGGAAGCAAUGAUGAAAGAUACCCUGGAACGAGCAAGGGAUCCGAACUUUAAUCUGAAAGCCUACCUUCAGAGUGCUUAUGUUCAUCCAGUUUUCAAAGUUGAUGAUGAUGAUAUUGAUGAAGACGACCUUCUGAGCGGAAAGAUGGAAACUGAGAGUGUCUUAGUGCCUACAAAGCGCCAAUCACGAAGAAAUACACCAGCACCAAGCAAAAUCAGCGGGGGAUCCUCACCAUCUUUGCCCGAGACAGUUAAAAAUGGAGAGCCAUGAAACAGAGAUCGUUAAAUAUGACACGUGCAUGACCACACCUCGCUGUACAUUAGACACAAUCCAUUGCCAGGAGACAGUGAUCUGUUGUAAACUUAACGAGUCAAGAUAGCAAAGUUCGUUCUAUAGAGAGAAAGGGAAGAAGGGCCUGCUGAAAUUUCUGAAACGAAAUAAAGUUCUGGAUUUUGUGGCAACGAAUGGCCCUUCAUACUUCAAAGACAGAUGUAGAUGAAUGUUAGCAUGUUCAAGAGUAGAUAUUGUGUGGAUUUCUAAAUGUUGGUUUACACAACUAUACAUGUUGGUCGCCGUAUUCAAUGAAAAGAUCUCCUCCUCAUAGCUUGGGCUCUUC
Populus euphratica (Euphrates poplar) is the source of this 3033-nucleotide messenger RNA. Its product is annotated as calcium permeable stress-gated cation channel 1-like. Gene Ontology annotation, molecular function: calcium-activated cation channel activity. Gene Ontology annotation, cellular component: plasma membrane. Lineage: Eukaryota; Viridiplantae; Streptophyta; Magnoliopsida; Malpighiales; Salicaceae. The record is from RefSeq and is a predicted model, not a curated record. Bases 363 to 2687 code for a protein of 774 amino acids. The transcript has 12 exons.